Messenger RNA from Lynx canadensis (Canada lynx), 735 nucleotides. Its product is annotated as probable inactive serine protease 58. Gene Ontology annotation, biological process: proteolysis. The record is from RefSeq and is a predicted model, not a curated record. The coding region runs from base 1 to 735 and encodes 244 amino acids. Lineage: Eukaryota; Metazoa; Chordata; Mammalia; Carnivora; Felidae. The transcript has 5 exons. Gene Ontology annotation, molecular function: serine-type endopeptidase activity.
AUGAAGCCCUGUCUCGUCUUCACUCUCCUGAGUGCAGUUGGAGUCAUGUUGGCCAGAGAGUCUGAAGCUGAUAAGCUGAACUUACCAGAAGAUUUUACUAUUCCUUACAUGGUCUACUUGCAGUCCAGCCCAGAACCCUGUGUGGGGACUCUCAUUCACCCUGAGUGGGUACUGACAGCUGCCCACUGCCCCUUACCUGUUAAAAUCCGACUGGGAGUUUAUCAACCCAGCGUCAAAAAUAAGAAAGAGCAGAUACGGAAUUACUCACUGACUGUGCCCUCCCCUGAAUUCAAAGCACAAUCUCUGGAGAAUGACCUGAUGCUGAUAAAAUUGUCCAAGGCUGCUGCGCUCAACUCCCACGUGGGAACCAUAGCCAUAUCUAUGGAACCCUUAGCAUUUAACGAUUCCUGCUUUAUCCCAACCUGGACUUGGAAUGAAUACAAAAACCUCAGCGACCCUGACAUCCUGACUUGGAUAAACCAAUAUUCUCUCCCCCUCAAUGACUGCCAGAACAUGGUGGGACAAAUAAUGGCAGCACACAUCAUGUGUGUGGGACAACCUUUAAACAUCUUAUCUAGAACUAAGGAAGUUUCAGCCGCCCCGGCCAUCUGUGAUGGCAGGUUGCAUGGAAUCUUGUCCUGGGCCAAAGGAAGUAUCACCCUGGGAAGUGAAGGGUUCUUCACAGAAGUUUAUCACCAUGCAAGAUGGAUCUUGAAAGUCAUAAAUAACUACUGA